CUUAAUUCCGUCCUCGGGCCUAGUCACUAACUAUCACCGGGAACCAGCCUAGCUCUACAAGUUCCAGGCUAUCGAUCGGCGUAGUGCAAAGGAUUCUAACACGAAAAACGUGUCAAUGAUGACAGGCACGGGAGAAAGCAUGAGGUAUAAAAGGACGCUGCCCCAGGACAUCCCUCCGUUCUCGAUCAUCCAUUCUUCACAUUUCACCUGACAGCGCAAUGAUAUUUGACUCGGCCACCAUUAAGGGUCGCGCCACUCAGGGCGCCUUCUUCAAGCGCCAGCUGUUUGGGGAACCGCCGGUUGUCUCACGGACCGACGUUGAUCUCUCGGGCAAAACCGCCAUCGUCACCGGGUCCAACACCGGUCUUGGCUUCGAGUGCAACAAGCAGCUCCUGGACCUAGGUCUGAGCAGACUCAUUAUUGCUGUGCGCAGUGAGUCGAAAGGCGAGGAAGCCAGGAAAGAGCUGCUUGCAGCGAGACGCAGCGAGACGGUCGUCAUCGAGGUAUGGAAGCUAGACCUCUCGCGCUAUGACUCCAUUCUGGCCUUUGCGGAGCGCACCAGGUCUCUCGACCGCCUGGAUAUUGUUAUCAGCAACGCAGGUGUCUUGAAGAGGAAUUUCGAGCUCAACAAAAGUACAGGCCACGAGGAGACGGUCCAGGUCAAUCACCUUUCCAAUGCCCUUCUCGCCAUCCUGUUGAUCCCCGUCCUUAAAGAGAAGAAUUCCCCCGAACACCCCGGUCGUCUGACCGUUGUGUCAUCGGAUACACCGGCCUGGGCGAAGUUCAAGGAACGAAACUUCAACCCCCUCCUGUCGGCCUUUGAUAAGAGCGAGUAUUUCGACGGGCAAGAUCGCUAUCCUACAGCCAAGCUGCUCAGCCAACUGUUUCUGAGCGAACUCGCAAAGCGCGUACCACCGUCGGUCGUUGUUAUCAACGCACCCAACCCGGGCUUAUGCAAAUCUGGCCUUGCCCGAGACUUCAAUGGCACUUUCGCGGGUUACAUCUUUAGUAUCUUUCAGUUCAUCCUCGCCCGGAAGCCUGCGGUCGGAGCCCGCGCACUCACGGAUGCAGCGGUGAAGCAUGGCGCGGAGUCCCAUGGACAGUAUAUCGAAGACGGGAAACUGGCGCCGUAAGUACCUCCGAAGAUACUAAGAAGUCACUAACUGCCUCAGGAUGGCGCCUCUUGUGUAUACGCCAGAAGGUGAGAAGAUUGCUCAGACUCUGUGGCAGGAGACGAUGGAUGAGCUUGCAUUUGCGCGAGUUGCAGAUAUUCUCCAGGACUUGAGCAAAUAGCUGGCGAUGGCAGCACGGUCACCAGCU
Messenger RNA from Aspergillus ibericus CBS 121593, 1320 nucleotides. RefSeq names its product retinol dehydrogenase 12. The record is from RefSeq and is a predicted model, not a curated record. NCBI's taxonomy places the organism in Eukaryota, Fungi, Ascomycota, Eurotiomycetes, Eurotiales, Aspergillaceae. The transcript has a single exon. Bases 219 to 1133 code for a protein of 304 amino acids.